Neopelma chrysocephalum (saffron-crested tyrant-manakin) is the source of this 2472-nucleotide messenger RNA. It is a transcript of the gene NAPEPLD, whose product is annotated as N-acyl phosphatidylethanolamine phospholipase D. NCBI's taxonomy places the organism in Eukaryota, Metazoa, Chordata, Aves, Passeriformes, Pipridae. Gene Ontology annotation, cellular component: cytoplasm; membrane-bounded organelle. The transcript is spliced from 5 exons. Gene Ontology annotation, biological process: N-acylethanolamine metabolic process; N-acylphosphatidylethanolamine metabolic process. Bases 20 to 1447 code for a protein of 475 amino acids. The record is from RefSeq and is a predicted model, not a curated record. Gene Ontology annotation, molecular function: zinc ion binding; N-acylphosphatidylethanolamine-specific phospholipase D activity.
CCCUGCAGCCCUGCCGGCCAUGGUGAGGCGCAGGGCGCUGUGGAGCUGGUCCCUGCAGCUCGCCGCGCUACCGUCGGCGGCGGGCUGGUCAGGUGGGACGCCGCAGCCGUUCAGCAGCUCCUGUUGGAGAGCCGCGGAGCCGCCGCCGUGCAAGGGGUGGAGCGGCACCAUGGAGGAGGAGGAGGAGGAGGAGGAGGAGAAGAAGGGGGACGAGACUCCUCAGGGGCGGCAGCAGCAGCUAGGGAGUUCUUCUGAAAAAGAUAUGGAUAAGAACACAGAUGAAGAGCAGCCUUCAACUGCGUGUAACCAGUACCCUAAAGAAGCAGUCAAGAAACGUCAGAACUCGGGCCGUGGUUCCGGGGGCAGUGAUUCUUCCAAGACCUUCAGAAAAAGCUUCAGGCUGGACUACAGGUUAGAAGAGGAUGUAACUAAAUCAAAGAGAGGCAAAGAUGGGAGAUUUGCCAACCCAUGGCCAACGUGGAAAUCGCCAACCUUGCCAAAUGUUUUGAAAUGGUCCCUCAUGGAAAAAAAUAACAGCAAUGUGCCAGGCUCAGAGGAACUCGAUAAAGAGCUUCCAGUGUUGGAACCUUACUUUGUUCAAAAGCCAGAACUUGCUGGGAAGACAGGAGCUGGUAUGCGAGUCACAUGGCUGGGACAUGCCACAGUCAUGGUGGAAAUGGACGAACUUGUACUUCUUACUGACCCAAUCUUCAGCCAGCGAGCAUCCCCCAGUCAACUGAUGGGUCCCAAGCGCUUCCGAAGGCCUCCGUGCACAGUGGCGCAGCUCCCCAAAAUAGAUGCAGUGUUGAUCAGCCACACCCACUACGAUCACUUGGACUACAACACUGUGACGAGUCUGAACGAACGCUUUGGGAGCGAGCUGCGAUGGUUUGUGCCGCUGGGGCUCCUGCAGUGGAUGCAGAGAUGUGGCUGUGAGAAUGUCAUUGAACUGGACUGGUGGGAAGAGAACUGUGUCCCUGGGCAUGACGCCGUGACUUUUGUCUUCACCCCUUCGCAACAUUGGUGCAAAAGGACUGUGAGAGAUGAUAACAAGGUUCUCUGGGGCAGCUGGUCUGUCUUGGGUCCUUGGAAUAGGUUUUUCUUUGCAGGAGAUACUGGAUAUUGUUUAGCUUUUGAACAGAUAGGUAAAAGGUUUGGACCUUUCGAUCUGGCAGCCAUCCCCAUUGGAGCUUAUGAGCCAAGGUGGUUUAUGAAAUACCAGCAUGUGGAUCCUGAAGAAGCAGUAAGAAUCCAUAUUGAUGUUCAAGCAAAGAAGUCUGUAGCAAUUCAUUGGGGGACCUUUGCUUUAGCAAAUGAGUAUUACUUAGAUCCUCCGGUUAAACUGAAUGAAGCUCUUGAAAGAUACGGCUUGAAAAAAGAUGACUUCUUCCUCUUAAACCAUGGAGAAUCACGGGACCUGGGUACAAAUGACAUGUUUGAAAACUGAAACCGUAGCAGUUCCUUGUAAGCCCAGUUGGAUCUGAACUAGCAAUUAACAGUACAAAUACUAAUAUGAUGUAUUUACACAGUGCAUUUUUUAGAUUGAAUUGGAUUUCUAUGUGCCCGGUUUUAGAACUAAAACUUGCAUACCAAUUUCAUGGUAAGUUUUUCAGUCUCAGCACUAAGCUUGCAUACCAAUUUUGUGACAAAUUUUAUUAGUUACAUCGUUUAUAAAUUUUGAGAGGUCAUCUAAAACUGGUUAAUAUAAAAGGUGAUGUCUGGGAUUAACUUGCAGUUUCAACUCUGAUGUGUACCACUGAUAAAAAGUUUUAUUUUUACACUCUUCAUCUUACCUGCAACAGCAAUAAUAACCUCAGCACAGGACAUAUUCUUAGGAUAAAUGGCUGACUUGAAUUAAUCAUUGUUAGACUGUCAUCUCCCACUUGUUAGUCUUCAGGUUCUGCCCUGUACCUUGAUAGCUUCACUGUAUGUUUUGUGGAGUGGAGUCUUCCAUUACAGCUGUGUUGUUGAAGCACAAGCACAGUACAAUUGUUUUACUGAGUGCUUCUUCAUUUUCAUAUAUUGAUGAACCACAAAAACUGAAUUUUACAGUGAUCAAAGAAAUGUGCCUUUUAAAGAGAGAGAUAAUUUAAUAUUGCACCAUGGAUGUGUAAAAGUAACUGCUGGCCAGAGUUAUCUGCACACUUUCAUUGUUUUGUCGAUGUUUUAAGUUAGGUCGAAUGUGUCAAAUGAAGCGCAUGAAAUGGAACAAUCCCUUAAUGGCGCUUGUCUUUGCAUUGACUCAGCCUUUUUCUAAGUUGUUUUUUUUUUUCUUUUUAAGUGAAAAGUCUGAAGCAAGGGCUGUGGUAUUUUUUCUUAUAGCUUCCCUAUAAUUUUAAAGUUGAAUGAGAGAUUACAACAUUGUUCAGUAUUAUAAAACUUGGCUAAAUGUGUCUGUAUCAAAUUGCCAUGCUAAUUUACAGAAUUAAAGCCUAUUGUUGCCAAUAAAAAGGGUUGUUAUUCUCCUUCAUA